UCUUCCCAGUGAGAAGCAGCCCUUCAACUGUUUUCAGUCGCUGUUGUGGCUGCGAAGAAGAGUGGUCAGGCUGUGUGUUUGGUUCACCGUGAUUCACCCCGAGGCUUAGCGGGACCGCUUCAAAUUGACCGACUAACUGAACCAGCCCCCAGGGGCAUCUGUGAAGAAACUCCAAGUCUGUACCAGCGCAGUUAAUCCCGCAGCGGUGCUGAAGCAGCUGCAGGCGGUAAAAAGCAGAAGAUCGAGCGGAGUGCAGACUGUGGUGAAGGUGGACGGGAUGUCGACCCAGCUGUUUGUUUCUUUGUGAAAGAUCUGAGGAGGUUGUGACCAUGCGCUGCCUGGCUGCACGGGUGAACUACAAGACGCUCAUAGUUAUAUGCGCCCUCUUUACACUCAUAACGGUGCUGCUAUGGAACCGCUGCUCCAGUGACAUCUCCAUCCGUUUCCUUCCCCGGGCCGCCUUUGUGGUUCCAAGUGCAAAGAUCAGCAGCAGCCAGCAGCAACCUCCGCAACCCCCCGAGCCUCCACCUGUUGUUGGCGUUGUUGGUGGGAUCAAAUAUGAAGAAAUUGACUGCCUCAUCAACGAUGAGUCCACUAUCAAAGGCAGAAGAGAGGGAGGGGAGAUCUACCUGCCCUACAGUUGGGUGGAAAAAUACUUUGAAGUGUACGGCAAAGUGGUGCAAUAUGAUGGCUAUGAUCGCUUCGAGUUCCAGCACAGCUACUCCAAGGUCUACGCCCAGCGUGAGCCCUACCACCCCGAAGGAGUCUUCAUGUCCUUUGAGGGAUACAAUGUGGAAGUUCGCGAUCGUGUUAAAUGCAUCAGUGGAGUUGAGGGCGUGCCUCUCUCCACCCAAUGGGGCCCUCAGGGUUACUUCUAUGCCAUCCAGAUCGCCCAGUACGGUUUGAGCCAUUACAGCAAAAACCUGACUGAGCGCGCUCCCCACGUCGAGGUUUACGACACAGCCGAGGAGAAAGACAGCAGGGUCAGCACCGCGUCCUGGAGUGUGCCGAAAGGUUGCAGCCUGAGUCGUGUCCAUGACAAGACCAGAUCUACCUCCGUGCGUUCGUUCAGCACUGCAGACUCCUCAGAGGGCGUAUCCCUGCAGCUGGGCAACUCGAAAGACUUCAUCCUCAGCUUGGACUUAAGGUUCUCCUCCAACGGCAGUGUGUCGGUGGUCCUAGAAACCACAGAGAAGGGGCCUCCCUUCACCAUCCAUUACGUUACCAACACGCAGCUCAUCGCCUUCAAAGAGCGCGACGUCACCUACGGCAUCGGGCCUCGAUCCUCCUGGAGCACGUUGACCAGAGACCUGCUGACCGACCUCAGGAAGGGAGUCGGGUUGUCGAACACGAAGGCUGUCAAAGCCACAAAGAUCAUGCCCAGACGGGUGGUGCGGCUAGUCCUGCAUGGACAUGGCUUUGUUGACAACGUCACCAUCUCCACCACUGCCCACAUGGCCGCCUUCUUCGCCGCCAGCGACUGGCUGGUGCGCAACCAGGACGAGCGAGGGGGAUGGCCCAUCAUGGUCACCCGAAAACUGGGCGAGGGCUUCCGGCCCCUGGAGCCCGGCUGGUACUCGGCCAUGGCCCAGGGCCAGGCUAUGUCCACCCUGGUGAGAGCCUACCUCCUCACCAAGACCCAGGCUUACCUCAACGCUGCCCUCAAGGCGGUGGGACCGUACAAGGUGCCUUCAGCGCAGCACGGGGUCAAAGCGGUGUUCAUGAACAAGUAUGACUGGUAUGAGGAAUACCCCACCACGCCCAGCUCGUUUGUGCUCAACGGCUUCAUCUACUCCCUGCUGGGACUUUAUGACGUUGCUGACACAGCGGGAGAGAUCCUGGGCAGAGAGGCGGGGCAGCUGUUCAGCCGUGGCAUGGAGUCCCUCAAGGCCAUGCUGCCCCUCUUCGACACGGGGUCCGGGAGCAUCUACGACCUGCGUCACUUCAUGCUGGGCACGGCGCCCAACCUGGCCCGAUGGGACUAUCAUACCACACACAUUAACCAGCUGCAGCUGCUGGCAUCCAUAGAAAACGCUCCCAUCUUCAGGGAUGUGGUGAAGCGCUGGAAGAACUACUUAAAAGGGAUUCGUGCCAAGCACAACUAGUCGAACUCAGCAGAUUUUACCACUGAGUUUAGAAGAGAAUCAAUGUUUAGGCUGUAAGAUCAAAGCAGAAGAUUUUAUAGAGAAACGUGUGUGUGAUGGUGUGCGGGUGUGCGUGUGCAUGCGUGAGUCACUCCUGGUUAACAGCCAGAAAGAUGAGUUGCGAUACUUUAACUUUGUGCGCACUGUUGCGGGUUUGACAUUUGCUGCUACGUUGACUGUAGCUCAAAGUUUGCGUCCCUGGAGCUAGUGUUUGUAAUUAUACACAGACCUAGCUUCAGCGUGUGAGUGUUUGCAUUCAUAAAGAAUGAUUGUGUGUUUUGUUAAAAAAAAAAAAAAAUCUACAUAGAAAAAAAAAUACACAUUGGAACAUUUUUGACUUUCUUUAAUGCAUCAAGAUUUCUCUUAUACGUUUUCUACUUCUAAUCAGAUUUCAGAGGUUUACUGAAGUAAGCUGUGAAAAUCGGAGGGCGUAUAAAUGUUGCCAAGAGAAGUUAAUAUUAUCAAAAGAUAGUUUAACAGUUUAUAUUUUUCCAGUGUGUGCUCAUUGAUCAUUUUAGUUACAUUUCGCAGAUAUAAUGACAAUGAAGGAUUAUCUCAGUUUUUUUUCCUCCUUUCUCAUUUUUUCAUCUGUUAGUUUGUCUAAAAAUAUUCAAUAGAUGUCUAACAAGCUGUUUGAAGUCAGCUCUGAAGGAUAAGUAAUGGAAGUAGCAGAAGUGUAUCUGAGAUAAAACCCAUCAAGCUUUAAUCUUUAACAGUUGUGAACGCUGUUGCUACCAACAAACUCCUCUUAGCUGCUUUGCUGUGUUUUUAAUAGGACACUAAAACAGGAAACCAGGCCAGGCAAAAGAAAAACCUGCUUCUCUUUGGGUUCACCUUGGAAAGUUGACGUGUCGUCUGUGAGACCUCUUCUGAACCGGCAUGAGCGCCACGGUGAUUGCAGCUAAUCACAGGUCAGGAAAAGAAAAAUUAGCAAAAGAAACAUUGGCCGUCCUUUGCAGCAUCCUCCACAUUUAUUGGCACCCCGACUAAAAAUGUUUCAUUGCAGCUUCAGUACUUUUAAACCAUAGAAAUUUACGAGUUUUAUACGCGUCUUACUUGAAUGGCGUGCUCUUUUCUUUCCUAUUUUGAAGACUGGCAAAGAGAAAUGUCUAUUCCUGUACACUGAUCAAUACACCUGAAGUACACAUGAAAAAAGUUAGUUAAAUUUUUCUUCCUUUUUUAGAGACUCCAAUCAUUAAUAUGAUUUUCAAAACUUCAGUGUGUGAUUACGGUAUUGCAAUAAAAAAUGGAUUUAUUUUAUUCUUUUAUUUUUACUUAGGGGUGCCUACAAACAUGGAGAGUUAAGUUUAUGACUCAGGAAAAGAACAGAUCAAAGCUAACCUUUCUUAAAGACGUGUUGGCAACACGACUGCGACUGGAAAUAGUUGUUGCCUCACUUAUCAAUGCUUUUGUUUGCCGAGUUCUAAAAAAAAUUUCACUAGAUCACUCCUAAUUUAGCGGUCUAACAAUUAAACCAUUGUUGUUCAUUUUCCUUGCGAACGUUUCCAUCUUAAAAGCCUUUCUUCCGUCGCACUCUAGCCCUGAUUAUUCCCAGAAACAAGUGUGGGCGGUGUCGACGCGCGUGGAGGUAGACGGAUGUGGGCAGCGGAGCCGCAGCUGUCACGUCGGUUCAAAGCGUUUAGAUCCAGACAAUGCCAGCAGCAGCUGGAGAUAAAUUCUCAAACACGGAUGCUGCCGGUCCCCGCAGACUCCUGUGGCUCCCUCUCACCUCCUCUAAGAGCGUGAACCCAACCGUUUUUAAUCCGAGCCACGCGGAGGACGCUCACAACUCACCCGGCUAAUAGGGUGGAGAGGCCGCUCGCGGUUCCAGUCGCUGGCUGCGGAUGAGUCAGUGCCCUCUCCAAACAAAGUGGAGCUCCUCCUCGGCAUCAAUGGAGCUCUGAUCGAUCUGCUUUAUAGAUUAACACCGGGAGAUUCGGGGUGAUUCAUCCUUUCGGGGGAGCUGGUGGGGAUUUUCAUUUAGAAAAAUUGUGUAAUCGGAGAUCAGAUCGUAUUCCCACACAGUCGGCUUUCAAGUUUUAAUGCUCGCUAAGCGGACAAAAUCGAAGGACCCAGUGAUUUAUUUUGAUGCAGUGUUGGAUUGAGUUAAUCCUUUUAAAGCCGAGACAUCUCAUUCUGUUUGGUUGAUCCUGGAAAUGGAACCUUUUACUCACUCUGUGUUUUUGCGUGUUUCUUCUAUAUUACAAAGUUUAUUACUUUCUUUAAAAACCAAGAAGCAUAUGAGCCAUCUUUUCUCCAUUUUGCUCCUAGACAGUAUUCACCUAAUUGACACACGAGCAAAAAUACAUCUUCGAAAAAGGAACAUUCAUAACUGGAAAUUUUGUGUUUUGAUACAAAUUUCUGUUAUUUUAUACCAAAGUCACUUAGUGGGUAAGUUUAUUUGUAUAUAUUUAAACAAACUGACUUCCAUUCAGCAUUUGGCGUUAGGUUUCCGCAGACACAUUAUGGAGAAACACUGCCUUUCGAUUUUAGGUGUAGACUGAGCAGAUUAUAGUAAAGGAAAAAUAAAUUAAAAAAGACCAGCUCAUGUUAAGCUUGCUUAUAAGGAAAAAGGAGAUUUGUGCAGCCAGUGGUUAGUUUAGUCUGCUUCUGAUUUAGAGGGAAACGAACAGAGAGCUGCAAGCGUCUUCUUUUCCAGGAUCUGUCGGGUUCAGAAGCUGCGGGUUAAGUUCGUUUUGGUUAAUAAAAGCACAACUGCAGGUUAUCGUCAACUGAUUAGUUGCAUUUCUUCUUGAGUUUUUUUUUUUCUUGCUUUAGGAUAAUGUGCAACAGCUUUGCUAAGCUGCUGUUGUUGUUCACUGUGUAAAAAUGGGUAUGGGAACUUGUUUUCUUCUCACUUCAGUAGAAUCUCUGAUUUAACAGAAAUCUUCAACAAAACGACCUUUUGAGGUCAGUGUGAUUUAUGCAAUAAGAUGUUUACUGGGACUGGUGACUCCACCACAGACCCAGAGUGGUUGUUUAGAGUUUGCAAUUUAAGCACAAUGUGCAAAUGCUCCCAUUUUUUUAGUCCAAGUAAGAGGUGUUUAUAUACAGAGUAAAUCUUUGUGCUUUAAAACUUUGCUUUCUAAAAGUGUAAGAAAAAUAAAUAAAUAAUAAAAUCAUUUUUCUUAAA
Molecule: messenger RNA, 5277 nt
Organism: Xiphophorus hellerii (green swordtail)
Lineage: Eukaryota; Metazoa; Chordata; Actinopteri; Cyprinodontiformes; Poeciliidae
Gene: glceb
Product: glucuronic acid epimerase b
Exons: 6
Coding region: 330-2105 (591 amino acids)
Biological process (GO): heparan sulfate proteoglycan biosynthetic process
Cellular component (GO): Golgi apparatus
Molecular function (GO): heparosan-N-sulfate-glucuronate 5-epimerase activity
Source: RefSeq, a predicted model, not a curated record